CUUUAUUGUCUCCCUGGAUGGAACGACACAAGAAAACAAGAUGAGGUUCAUCCAGAACUUUAAGUGGACCGACACCUUACAAGGAAACAUACCAAGUUCCCAGCAGGAUGCGGUUUUUGAACUGGCUUCUAUGGCUUUCAAUGUUGCCAUCUGGUACACCAAGUUUGCCUCAAGACUAGCUGGGAMGGAAAACAUAACAGAGCCUGAAGCCAAAGACGUUCACAGGAGUUUGAAAGUUGCCGCUGGAAUCUUCAAAACUCUGAAGGAGGUCCACAUUCCUCGCCUCAUCACCCCGGCUGAAAAGGGCAGAGACCUGGAGCCUCGAGUGAUCGACGCUUAUAUCAUCCAGUGUCAGGCUGAGGCUCAAGAAGUGACGAUUGCCAGAGCCAUCGAACUGAAGCACAAUGCCUCACUAAUCGCAGCGUUGGCCUUUGAGACAGCAAACUUCUAUCUAAGAGCUGACCACACACUGAACACGUUGGAGCCGGAGUGCAGCAGCAAGUGGAGGAAGUAUCUGCAGCUGAAGCAGCACUUCUACAUGGCUUAUGCAUACUGUUACCACGGUCAGACGCUGCUGGCCAGUGAUAAGUGUGGUGAGGCUAUAAGAUCCCUGCAGGAAGCAGAAAAAUGUUACUCCCGUGCUGAGGGGCUGUGUAAAGAGUACCGUGAGACCAAAGGCCCGGGUACCACAGCCAAACCGUCUGAGCAGCUGUUCUUCCUCAAACUGGGCGGCCUCAUCAAAAACACGCUGGAGAAGUGUCAGAGAGAGAACGGCUUUAUGCCAAGCCCAAAGAYGAGGAGGUGAAGCCGAUGAAGGAACCAGACCUGAAGCCGCAGAAAGACACCGGCUGUGUCRUCUCCUAAACAUCACACUGCCUUUUUUUUUUCUGCCUCAUAUUCAUCUGUUAUAGUGACAAUCUGGUUUUCUCGUCAUAGGAGGAGGUUUUUGGUUGUUUUUUUUUGUAACUGUCCAUGGUAUAUAUAUAUUUUACAUCUAUGCUGAAACACUGUAUUUGGAUAUAAUCUGUUAUCAUUUAUCAUUACAACUAAAAGUCRGUCUCAUAAAAUCUGCCACUGGAAGAAAAUUAGGCAAUCUCCAAAUCCUUCCUUUGAACCUGUAUGYGCAGUAGAUGCAAAAAAAAACUAACGUAUAUCUUAGGAUUUCAAACAAUAUUUCUUGUCGAACAUGUUUUCUGACCAAGUUUUCCCAACCAAACAUCCCAGCAUCUGAUUUUCUUUUAUAAAUGAGAUCUGCGCUGACGCUGACAGAAGUUCUUUAAAGCAGGACACCAGGAGCCUUUGGCUGCAGCGACACAAGCGUUUGUCUGUUUGAAUCUUUCUGGUCCCUGCAGUGUUUUAUUAUUAAACAUGACUCAAGCCCAUCGAACAUUAUAGAGCUAAACUCUGAAUCUGGACCUAAACAACUUCCUUAAAUCAGCUAUAUAACAAUAUUUUUAUAUUUAACACUAAAUUAAAUUUAAUAUGAAUGAUAAAAAUAAGCAAAUGAAAUAAAUUACAUUCAUUUUUUUUACAUAACUUUAUUUAUGAGUUUGUAUUUUGGGACAUGUUUCUUUUAGAGCACCAUUAAAAUACAGAUGAAGCAAAACUUUUUGAUGGUUAUUAAAAAUGCAAAUCUGUGUUUAACAGACAGAUACUGGACUGUCUUUAUCACCAGUGACUUGGUUUAUUUUAGACAUUUAGUCAAUAUUUUAUUUUGAUCAUGUGUAGAUCUUUUUGUAUGUUAUACAACAGUACUGUUUUCUACUUUUACUUUUCAUGUUGUGGGAUAUCGCUGAAUGCCUCCUUAACACAAACGUUGUGUAGUAGGAAAGACUAAUUUAUUUCUGUUAUAUUACAAGAGACAAUUUAAUGCACUUAAGUGUUGAAUUCAUAUUUGUUUUUACAGAAGUGUAUUGCUGCCACCACAAACAAAGGAAAAAAGCUGCUAAAAAAUAGAGAAGAAAAAAACAAAACAAAACAUUUUUGUUGUUUUUUCCCCAGUUUUGAGAUUAAAGCUAAAAUGUCAGAUUAAGGUGGAAAUGAGAAUAAACAAGAGGAAACACUGUUGUGCUCCUGAACCCA
This is a messenger RNA of Austrofundulus limnaeus, 2082 nucleotides long. It is a transcript of the gene brox, whose product is annotated as BRO1 domain and CAAX motif containing. NCBI's taxonomy places the organism in Eukaryota, Metazoa, Chordata, Actinopteri, Cyprinodontiformes, Rivulidae. The record is from RefSeq and is a predicted model, not a curated record.